Messenger RNA from Daldinia childiae, 1041 nucleotides. Its product is annotated as Endochitinase 33. The transcript is spliced from 4 exons. Gene Ontology annotation, biological process: carbohydrate metabolic process. The record is from RefSeq and is a predicted model, not a curated record. Gene Ontology annotation, cellular component: extracellular region. Lineage: Eukaryota; Fungi; Ascomycota; Sordariomycetes; Xylariales; Hypoxylaceae. Gene Ontology annotation, molecular function: chitinase activity. The coding region runs from base 1 to 1041 and encodes 346 amino acids.
AUGGUCUCUUCCACGCUGACUCUGGCAUCCUUGGCCAGCAUUCUCCCAUCCGCCCUCGCGGGAUUCAACAGUGGUGCUCAGAGCAAUGUUGCUGUAUAUUGGGGUCAAAACUCUUACGGCCAAGCAAGCUCCCAGCAACGCUUAGCUGAGUACUGCACAAAUGAUCAGAUCAAUAUCAUUCCGAUAUCUUUCAUGAAUGGCAUUAAGACUCCGAUCACGAACUUUGCCAACGCUGGAGAUAACUGCACGGCAUAUGCAGGUACCCAACUCUUAAAUUGCCCGCAGCUGGAAGAGGAUAUCAAGACAUGCCAGUCUCAGGGAAAGACUAUCCUCCUGUCCAUCGGGGGAGCGACAUACACUGAAGGUGGUUUCUCAGACUCUUCGUCAGCUGAGAGCGCGGCUCAGUCUGUAUGGGAUCUGUUCGGUUCAGACACGAGCAAGCCUAACAGACCAUUCCUCUCUGCCGUCGUCGAUGGUUUCGAUUUUGACUUCGAAUCUACGACUCAGAACUUCGUACCAUUCGCUUCCAAGCUGCGUUCGCUCAUGGAUGCCGAUAGUAGCAAGACCUACUACCUCUCCGCGGCGCCUCAAUGCCCAUACCCAGACGCCGCGAUGAACGACAUGCUGAAUGGAGCGAUUCCGUUCGAUUUCAUCAUGAUCCAGUUCUACAACAACUACUGCGGUGUUUCAUCCUUUACACCGGGAUCAACGACCCAGAACAACUUCAACUUCCAAACUUGGGAUGACUGGGCUAAGAACACCAGCAAGAACAAGGACGUUAAAGUCUUCAUCGGUGUACCAGCUAACACGGGAGCCGGUGGUGGUUACCAACCCGCCUCCGCAUUGGCCCCAAUCAUCCAGUACUCGAAGCAAUUCUCAAGCUUCGGCGGUGUGAUGAUGUGGGAUAUGUCACAACUGUACCAGAACUCGGGAUUCCUCGACUCUGUCUAUGGUUCGCUCACCGGAUCUGGGGCCGCUAAGGCGAAAGCUCCUACAACCUUGGUAACUAAGUCUAAGGCUGCACCGACCCCUGUCGCUUAA